Messenger RNA from Megalobrama amblycephala (Wuchang bream), 713 nucleotides. RefSeq names its product relaxin 3a (gene rln3a). Gene Ontology annotation, cellular component: extracellular region. Bases 1 to 456 code for a protein of 151 amino acids. NCBI's taxonomy places the organism in Eukaryota, Metazoa, Chordata, Actinopteri, Cypriniformes, Xenocyprididae. Gene Ontology annotation, molecular function: hormone activity. The record is from RefSeq and is a predicted model, not a curated record. The transcript is spliced from 2 exons.
AUGAUGUGGAAAACCACAGCGCUCGCAGUGUGUCUGCUGCUGGCUGGAGUAAAGGCACUGGACGGCCCCUCAUAUGGAGUGAAAUUAUGUGGCCGGGAGUUCAUCCGCGCAGUCAUCUUCACCUGCGGAGGCUCUCGAUGGAAACGCUCCUUAACAAACACAGAUGAAAUACUGGACUUAUUCAACACGUAUGACAAUAAUGCUGCAGAUACCUCUGUGCUGUACGCCGGUGCAGCAACAUCCUCCCAGCAUGCAUCUGACUCAAAUCUUCCAUCACUGGCACAAGGUGAACAGGAAGGUGGCGUGUUCAGCAGGCCUGCACGUGCUCUCAUUUCAGAGGAGGUGCUUGAAGCGUUGCGCACCGUUGACAGAAAGGGCCGCGAUGUGGUGGUGGGACUGUCCAACGCCUGCUGCAAGUGGGGCUGCAGCAAAGGAGAAAUCAGCUCCCUUUGCUAAGACUAACCUUCUCUAUGGCAUGAGUGAAUAUGUGUGCGUGUGUCUCUUUUGAAUGUUUCUGUCUCUGUUCAUUGUGCUUGAGGAACCUAAAUUGUUUGCAUUGAGCUCUCAUGUUGCAGUUAAUUUAAAUAGUGAUUUUACAUUGCUAGAUGUUGUAAUGUAAUAAGUUCAUUUUUGUAUUCCAUUCAGUGUGUUCAGUUUUUAAUCUUUACCCAGGAUAUAUUUCAAUCUUGAAUAAAGAUGAUUAUUUGCAUUAA